Molecule: messenger RNA, 1119 nt
Organism: Linum tenue
Lineage: Eukaryota; Viridiplantae; Streptophyta; Magnoliopsida; Malpighiales; Linaceae
Source: the annotation of a GenBank genome assembly
AUGGCUCACCAAUCUUCUCUUCUUCUUCUUCUAAUAACCAUCUUCCUCCCUCUCCAUCUCCCCUUCUCGGCCGCCGCCAACGUCAGAGGCGGCUACUGGUUCCCCGGCGGCGGGUUCCCGAUCUCCGCCAUAGAGUCGACCCUUUUCACACACCUAUUCUGCGCGUUCGCCGACCUAGAUCCUUCCACCUAUGGAGUCACCAUUUCUCCUGAGAACCAGCCUCAAUUUUGGAACUUUACUCCGACGGUGGCGAAAAGGAACCCUUUGGUGAAGACCCUUCUGUCGAUCGGCGGGGCAGGGGCCAAUUCCUCUGCUCUGGCUUACAUGGCGGGAAACCCGACGGCCCGCCAGGUGUUCUUCAAUUCGUCCAUGGGCCUGGCCCGGAGUUACGGCUUCGAUGGGCUUGAUUUGGACUGGGAGUUUCCUAGAUCGGGGAAAGAGAUGGCGGAUUUUGGGACGUUGGUGGAUGAGUGGAGAGUUGCUGUGAAUGUUGAGGCUGUUAGGUCCGGGAAGCCGCCGUUGAUUCUCUCGGCGGCGGUUUACUACUCGCCGUUUUACUCGUCGCCGUUGGUUGCUUACCCGACUCAGAGCAUAUCAAACAGUUUGGACUGGAUCAACGUGAUGGCCUACGAUUUCUACGCCCCGGGGUGGUCGCCGAACAUAACCGGACCACCCGCUGCCCUGCACAACCCGGACCAACCCAUCAACGUAGACAUUGGGAUCACAACUUGGAUUCAACAGGGUUUGCCCGCAGAGAAAGUGGUCCUUGGCCUUCCCUUCUACGGCUACGCCUGGAGUCUCGUCGACUCGAACCAGACCGGCCUCUACGUACCGGCUAACGGGACGAACCAACCGUGGGGUGGAGCAAUGACCUAUAACCAGAUCAAUCAGUUCAUUGCACAGCAAAACGGUACGAAUAACGUGUUCAAUGCGACUGUCGUUUCGCAGUACUGCUACAAUGGCACCACGUGGAUUGGCUAUGAUGGUCUUGGUAGCAUAUUUGGAAAAGUUCUGUAUGCGAAGACGAAAGGGUUGGGUGGUUAUUUUGCUUGGCAUGUUGGUGCUGAUGAUGAUUGGAGCCUCUCAACUACAGCCUUGCAGACAUGGGGAGGAGCUUAA